AGAAAAAGAUUCAGCAUGGGCAUCAUGCGCGCAUCGCGAGAUUCGUCACGUAUGCUCAGGCUCACGCAUGAUAUGACUCAGUCUCGUGAGGCUCUGGCGAUGAUGGAUGCGCAUACAACCACGUUCGGACGUAAAAGAGGCUGCACGAUUUCCCGAUGCGGCGCCUUCCUUCUGGGCGCAUUUUUUCUAAUCAGUUUGGUCGUCACCGGUUUAUUGGUGUACCAUUUCGCACCUUGCCUCGAGGAGAAACAAGUUCAGCCGUGCACGAGCUCUGAUGGCGAUUCGCUCUUGCAGACCGGGAGAAGUUUCCCGACAAUGCCAAUAAAGAAGAAAUUAGAUGUUAGAUUACCAAAGGCUGUCGUGCCCGAUUUGUACGAAUUAUGGCUGACACCCUUCAUAUGGGAGGGCAAUUUCACUUUUCAUGGCGAGGUCAAAAUUUUGGUAAACGUGACAAAAGAUACGAACAAUGUUACGUUGCACGCUGUCGACAUGAAGAUCGACGAGGGCUUUACAAGUAUUAGGGAGUUGUCGGUUAAGAGCAACAAGACUAAGGUAAUCGAGAUCGUGGAGCAGAGAAACGACACCGACAGGCAAUUUCACGUGAUUAGAACAUCGAACACGUUGAAGAAAGGCAAGCAAUACGUCGUGCAUCUCAAGUUCAUUGGCCAUCUGAACGACUAUCUGCAGGGUUUCUACAGGAGCUCAUAUACGGUCGGCAAUCAGACGAGAUGGAUUGCCACGACUCAGUUUCAACCGACGGAUGCGCGCCGUGCUUUCCCAUGUUUCGACGAACCGGCUUUGAAAGCCAAAUUCCAAAUCAACAUAGCACGUCCCAGGAACAUGACGUCUAUCUCGAAUAUGCCCAGAAAAGGGGAACCGAUGCCAGUGCCCGGUUUAGACACAUACGUGUGGGAUCAUUAUGAGCGUUCGGUACCGAUGUCUACGUAUUUGGUGGCCUUCAUAGUUUCCGACUUUGAUGUACGGAAAUCAGAAGAUGGUAACUUUAGAGUUUGGGCGCGCCACGAUGCCAUUAAUCAAUCACAAUAUAGUUUGAAUAUUGGACCGAAAGUACUCAGAUACUACGAGGACUAUUUCAAAAUCAAAUUUCCUUUACCAAAAAUGGAUAUGGUCGCGUUACCUGACUUCUCCGCCGGUGCCAUGGAAAAUUGGGGAUUGAUAACAUAUAGAGAGACAGCAAUGUUGUAUCAGGAAGGUAUAUCGACCAGUGGUAGCAAGCAGCGGGUAGCCGUUGUGGUAUCUCAUGAGCUUGCGCAUCAAUGGUUUGGAAACUUGGUUACUCCAAGUUGGUGGACGGAUCUUUGGUUGAAUGAGGGUUUCGCUAGUUAUAUGGAAUAUAUUGGCAUGGAUGCGGUGGAACCGACGUGGAAAGCGCUGGAACAAUUCGUCGUUCACGAUCUUCAAAAUGUAUUCAGUUUAGACGCUUUGGAAUCUUCUCAUCCUAUAUCCAUUGAGGUCGGCCAUCCGGAUGAAAUCGGUGAAAUCUUUGACAAGAUUUCUUAUGGAAAAGGUGCUUCUAUAAUAAGAAUGAUGGACCAUUUCCUCACGACAGACGUUUUCAAGAAAGGUCUAACUAAUUAUUUGAAUGGAAAAGCCUAUCAAAGUGCGGAGCAAAAUGAUUUGUGGCACGCUUUGACCAAACAAGCUCACAAAGAUAAGGUACUUGACCCAAGCGUAACCGUUAAAGAAAUAAUGGAUACUUGGACCCUGCAAACCGGCUUUCCUGUAGUUACUGUUUCACGAAACUACAACAACAAUAGUAUUACGCUGACACAGGAACGUUUCCUGCUUCGUAAUAGCGGCACGACGAUCACAUCUGAGUCGGAACCAUUAUGGUGGGUACCUAUCACUUAUACGAGCGAGAAGCAAUUAAACUUCAAUAGCACUCGACCUACGAAAUGGAUGAAAGCGGAACGCUCGGUCAUCCUUAACGAUUUGGAUGUAAGCCCGUCUCAGUGGGUACUUUUUAACGUGCAAGAAACUGGGUACUAUAGAGUGAACUAUGAUAGAGCAAACUGGCAAAUGAUAAUUAAACAAUUAAAUGAGCAAAAUUUCAAAGAUAUCUCGACGAUUAAUCGAGCGCAAUUGAUCGACGACGCUCUUAACUUGGCUAAAGCUGGAAAGCUCGACUAUACUAUCGCUUUUGAUGUCACGUCUUACUUGGCCCACGAAAUCGAGUAUUUGCCUUGGAAAGCAGCUUUCAAUGCUAUGGAUUAUCUCAACGAUAUGUUAAUCAAGACCCAAGGUUACGACAAAUUCAGAUUGUACAUAUUGAAACUGCUCGAUAAUGUAUACAAGCAAGUCGGUUUCAUUGACAAAGUAGGAGAUCCUCAGCUGACAGUUUUCACCCGAAUUGACGUUUUAAAUUGGGCGUGCAAUUUCGAUCAUGAGAAUUGCGUUACGAACGCCGUGCAACAAUUUAAGAAUUGGCGUAACACUCCUAACCCAGACGUCAACAAUCCAAUUUCGCCGAAUUUGAAGAGCGUGGUUUACUGCACGGCUAUUCGAGUGGGUGGACAAAGCGAAUGGGAAUUUGCUUGGCAACGAUACCGAGGAACCAACGUAGGAUCGGAGAAGGAUCUGCUCUUGCAGGCAUUAGCCUGCACAAGAGAGAUAUGGCUGUUAAAUCGAUUUUUAGAUUGGGCCAUUACGGAAAAUUCGGGAAUCAGGAAGCAAGAUGCCACCCGAGUUUUCGGAUCGGUCGCCAACAAUAUUGUUGGACAACCACUCACGUUUGAUUACUUUAGAAAUAAAUGGGCGCAUCUCAGGGAAUAUUUUGGAACGUCGCUAUCAACUGUCAAUAACAUUGUAAAAUCAGCAACAAGAGGAAUGAGUACAAGAUACGAAUUGAAAGAUCUGGUAGAGUUUGCAAAGGAACAUCUGGACGAACUUGGUACAGCAACGCGAACCAUACAGCAAGCGGUGGAGCGUGCGGAAUCCAACAUACGAUGGAUUGACAACAAUCAUGCGACGAUUCGCGAUUGGUUACAGAGGAACACCGCGUAAUUGUCGAUACUGAUAGAAAAUUAUUCGGCUCUCCUUGCGGUGAAUCGCGAGUGCAACAUACAUAGUUGUUUGCGAUUUUUGGGCCGAAUUCAUCAUAGUGUCAAAGUGACGCGCGAAAAUUGGUAAAUGGGGCACGAGGAAUGAAAUUGCAAAUAGUCUACUGUUGAAUCGUACAAGACUAUUAUGUGUUUUUGUAUGUAUUUGUAAAUAUAUGGCCCCCCAGCAUUAAUGCGAUAUUUAUAAUGCA
This is a messenger RNA of Temnothorax curvispinosus, 3271 nucleotides long. It is a transcript of the gene superdeath, whose product is annotated as aminopeptidase N. The transcript is spliced from 15 exons. NCBI's taxonomy places the organism in Eukaryota, Metazoa, Arthropoda, Insecta, Hymenoptera, Formicidae. The record is from RefSeq and is a predicted model, not a curated record. Gene Ontology annotation, molecular function: zinc ion binding; metalloaminopeptidase activity; peptide binding. Gene Ontology annotation, cellular component: cytoplasm. Gene Ontology annotation, biological process: peptide catabolic process; proteolysis. Bases 16 to 3024 code for a protein of 1002 amino acids.